CAGUCAUUUCGUUGGGCGGAUGGUACGAGUCGAAGCUGUCAAGCACAGUAAAAUAAGGCUAACACUGUCAACACAGGGUUACUUACGGCGAGGCAGUAGGAGACGAUAUCGCGUUCAAUUGCAUGAAAGCCGCAUAUGAUCUGGGUAUCAACUUCUUUGACUGUGCCGAGGGCUAUGCGGAUGGGAAGUCCGAGAUCGUGAUGGGUAAAGCGAUCAAGAAGUUUGGCUGGAAAAGAAAUGAUCUCGUCAUUUCCACCAAGAUAUACUGGGGUAGUGCAUUUGGAGACAAUCCCGUGAACAACGGUGGCCUCUCUCGCAAACAUCUGAUCGAGGGUACCGAAGCAUCACUCAGACGACUGCAGCUGGACUAUGUCGACCUGCUUUACUGCCAUCGUCCCGACAGGCACACGCCAAUUGAGGAGACUGUGCGGGCCAUGAAUUAUCUCAUCAAUAAUGGAAAAGCCUUCUACUGGGGAACCUCCGAGUGGAACAGCGAAGAGGUUGCGAUGGCAUGGGCCUGCGCAGAAAGGCUUAAUCUCAUCGGUCCUGUUAUGGAGCAACCAGAAUACAACAUGUUGAAGCGAGACAAGGUGGAAAAAGAGUUCGCCUUACUGUAUGAGAACUACGGCUUGGGUCUCACCAUUUUCAGUCCACUCAAACAGGGAAUCUUGACCGGGAGAUACAAUGACGGUAUUCCUCCAGAUAGCAGAAUUGCCAUCGCUAAAGAAGGCUACACGACCAGUCAGAGAGACAGCUACGGUGAUGAGCAGUGGCAGAAAACGCUGGCUCAAGUGAAGUCUUUGAAGCCAGUUGCCGAAAAGCUGGGGACAGAUCAAGCCACACUUGCACUUGCAUGGGUGCUCAAGAAUCCUCAUGUAAGCUCGGCCAUAACCGGCGCUUCCAAGGUUGAGCAGAUUGGAAGGUCUGUAAAGGCAUUGGAUUUGCUUUCGAAACUGGAUGAUGCGGUGAUGGCUGAGAUUGACAAGAUACUUGAGAACAAACCUGAGCCACCAUAUAGAAGACUAUAGUAGCGUACGUAUAGAGUAUAAAUCCUCGUUUAUUGAGUCUAAGUAGUCUGAUUACUAGACAUAACCAUCGGAUGUUUCGUCAAGGAUAGUUGCUUUGUAAAGCCCGAGAUGUUUUUGCAUCGUCAAUCGAUGAUGUCAACGGUUCCGGGUAA
Molecule: messenger RNA, 1180 nt
Organism: Exophiala viscosa
Lineage: Eukaryota; Fungi; Ascomycota; Eurotiomycetes; Chaetothyriales; Herpotrichiellaceae
Product: K+ channel protein
Exons: 2
Coding region: 123-1028 (301 amino acids)
Source: RefSeq, a predicted model, not a curated record